This is a messenger RNA of Manihot esculenta (cassava), 1368 nucleotides long. RefSeq lists its product as uncharacterized. Gene Ontology annotation, molecular function: S-adenosylmethionine-dependent methyltransferase activity. NCBI's taxonomy places the organism in Eukaryota, Viridiplantae, Streptophyta, Magnoliopsida, Malpighiales, Euphorbiaceae. The record is from RefSeq and is a predicted model, not a curated record. The coding region runs from base 1 to 1368 and encodes 455 amino acids. The transcript has a single exon.
AUGGAUUUUAAGGCCUUCAGAAUCUACGUCCUUGCUGGGCUAAUAGCCAGGCGCUUGCUUUUUCGUGCAUUUAUGCUUGCCUCGGCUCUUUCCCUUAUUCCUGUUGUCCAAAUAAUUUCUGGGUCUGAUCCAAUAUUGCUCGAUCAUGUGAACUUCCAUGAAUGUAAUUCGCCAUUUAUGAUUACUGGCACGAAUUUGUUUCAGCACAGGUUUUUGAAACCCAUUUGGAACUCAUUUGAGUGCAAGGAAGAUGUGAAUUUGACUACUGAUGUUGUUAGAGUGCUAAUGGUUAAGCAACUGUUGGAUUAUAACACGAAAGCUCUCUAUGUCGGUGAAGGAUCUGCUUCUGCUGUUUAUGCAUUGCGAGAGUUAGGAUUUUCAAAUGCUUGUGGAUCUCACAGACACCCAUUUUUCUCGCUUAAGCAUAGAAAAUUCGUUUAUGAACUUCAAUAUCCAGACAAUUCCUUUGAAUUUGUCUUGUCUAGGGACCUAGACAAGGUUUCAGUCCCUGCUAUUCUGGUGCUCGAGAUUGAGCGCGUUUUGAAGCCCGGUGGAAUUGGGGCUAUGCUUGUGGGUGUCAUUGGUUUGAACCCAAAUGGCUUGAUUAGAUCUGCUACACCCGUUUCAUCAUUAUUGAAAGCCUCAAACGUGGUACAUGUUAGUUAUGUUCAUGAGUAUACAUUGGUUGUUUUCCAGAAAAGCUUUGAAAAAGUUGGUUACUUUGAGCAAUUCCGUCUACCAGCUGAUUGCCAAUCGUUUUCGAAUAAUAGACCUUUUAUGAAACAUCUAGAGCCCCUUGUGGAGAAUAAGGAAAUGGGGCUUGAGAAAAAGAUUUCAUUUCUGCCCAAUUUCAGUGAUGUGCCUUCCAGGAAGAAAUUGGUGUAUGUUGAAAUUGGGGCAGACUCUAGUGUUGCUAAUUGGUCUAUUCCAAAUUAUCCUGUGGAUCACAAAGUGUUUGAUAUUUAUUUUGUUGGCCACAACGCUUCUGUUCUACUUUCUCAUGUUAAAAAACCUGGUGUUACCUUCAUAUACUAUCCAGGCCUCGCCGGAGACAAGAUUACUGCUUCCAUUUCUGAUGGUGAAGAUCUGGAACCAUCAGUGGAAGAUGAGGGAUUUGAUAUCCUUUCUUGGUUUAGAGAAACUGUGGGGCAUGCAGAUUUUGUGAUUGUGAAGAUGAAAGCAGGGGAGGCAGAAUUGAAAUUCCUCACUGAUUUGUACGAAAGUGGAGUCAUAUGCUUUGUCGACGAGCUGUUCCUUAGCUGUGCAGACCAUGUAGAUGACAAUGGUGUGGUGAGCAAGGACUGCAUGGAUAUACUCAAGAGCCUUAGAAGCAGUGGCAUGUAUGUCCACCAAUGGUGGAGAGAUUAA